Messenger RNA from Humulus lupulus (European hop), 862 nucleotides. RefSeq lists its product as uncharacterized. The transcript is spliced from 6 exons. The coding region runs from base 69 to 677 and encodes 202 amino acids. Lineage: Eukaryota; Viridiplantae; Streptophyta; Magnoliopsida; Rosales; Cannabaceae. The record is from RefSeq and is a predicted model, not a curated record.
AGCUCUCAUCUACAAGAUACGAGAAUGAACUCAUUAUUGCUGCUAAGAAAGGAGAACUUGCUCUUGUGAUGUCGGAGUAUGGUUUCAAAAAAGUUCUCUCACUAGAUGAGUAUGCAUCGUAUUUCAAGGACAUUGAUCCUGUAUCUCUGUACAAGAUCUGGACAAAAGAAUAUCAGAAUGACCACUUGAUCGAAUCAGCACCAAGAUACAAUGUUUUAUAUGACAGGGUUAAGGCAGCAUUUGUUGUCAGUGAUCCUGUAGAUUGGGGCCUGGACAUUCAGGUGCUCUGUGAUAUUUUAACAUCUGAAGGGCUUCCUGGAGGAGAUAAUGGGCAUCAGCCUCCUUUAUAUUUUGCCGCAGCUGAUCUUGAAUAUCAGAGUGGGAGUGUUGGAACUCAAGGCCAAAGAUGCAAGCUUUUGGAUGGGAAUUGUUCUAGGAAUAUUGUUGCUUAUGGGUAUUUUAUUUUAAAUGAUUCAAAAGAUUUAGUUAUUGAUGACCCUAUUGGACCAUUUGUCAUGAAGGUUGGUGUUGAUUUUGCAAGAGAGCCUGAUGCAUUUUUGUGGAGGCCAACUUCAGGGAUAACUUGUAUUGAAGAAAGUGUUGGAAGUGUUAUUGCUUGGCCAGCCGACAAAGUCAUAAUGAGCAUGUUGAACGCGACACAACAAAGGGGUUACUAAGGAUAUGAAGGCGUAACCCGAGUUACUAAGGAUAUAAAGACGUAACUCAUAGGGCAGACGCGCUGAGGUUAUUCAAGGACCAGAGUUCCUAUUUACCUCAAGGUGUGACAUGGACAAGAUAGGGGGUCAUGUUCACAAAUAUAUGAUGAUAGUGUUUAUGAUGAUUAUGUUUUGAUGAUGAUGAU